CGGGCGGGGCGGGGCCUGGCUUGCCCUGCCGGGAGGGGGAGGGCGCACGGGAGGAAGGAGGAAGCCGCCAUCUUGGAGCGUCGAGUCGCCAUAACAAGGCACCAAGGGGGAGCGAGAGGAUUUUAUACCUGGGCGAGGGGGGAGCGCGGCUGGUGGCGAUUGAAGCAAGUGAAUUCUGAUAUAACUCAACUUUGUUAGAGGGCUUUUUUUAAAAAAAAGUUGAUCCACAGUGCAUCAGAGCAAGUUACUACUUUACUUUUGAGUGACUUACAGGUGCUUGCCUGCAUUGCAAUAAAGGACUCAUAUAUUGAGCAAGACUUAUUUAUCUCUUCAUUUUGGAGAGUCUAAUAAACUGUUAUUACAGUUUCUGUACUGACUUUCAAAGUUUUGAAGUCUAAAAAGACAUCUUUAAAAAUAAAAACAUGAGCACGGCCAGAACAGAGAACCCUGUUAUAAUGGGUCUAUCCAGUCAGAAUGGGCAGUUGAGAGGCCCUGUAAAACCCAGCGGGGGCCCAGGAGGUGGAGGCACACAAACUCAGCAACAGAUGAACCAGCUGAAAAAUGCCAACACAAUCAAUAACGGCACUCAACAGCAAGCACAGAGUAUGACCACCACUAUUAAACCUGGUGAUGACUGGAAGAAGACUUUAAAACUCCCUCCAAAGGAUUUGAGAAUCAAAACUUCGGAUGUGACCUCCACAAAAGGAAAUGAGUUUGAAGAUUACUGUUUGAAACGGGAGUUGCUGAUGGGAAUUUUUGAAAUGGGCUGGGAAAAACCAUCUCCUAUUCAGGAGGAGAGCAUCCCCAUUGCUUUAUCUGGUAGGGAUAUCUUGGCUAGAGCGAAAAAUGGAACCGGAAAGAGUGGAGCCUACCUCAUUCCCUUACUUGAACGGCUAGACUUAAAGAAGGACAAUAUACAAGCAAUGGUGAUUGUUCCCACCCGUGAACUAGCCCUGCAGGUCAGUCAAAUCUGUAUCCAAGUCAGCAAACACAUGGGAGGUGCCAAAGUGAUGGCAACAACAGGAGGAACCAAUUUGCGAGAUGACAUAAUGAGGCUUGAUGAUACAGUGCAUGUGGUGAUAGCUACCCCUGGGAGAAUUCUCGAUCUCAUCAAGAAAGGAGUAGCAAAAGUUGAGCAUGUCCAGAUGAUAGUAUUGGAUGAGGCGGAUAAGUUACUGUCUCAAGACUUUGUUCAAAUAAUGGAGGACAUUAUUCUCACGCUACCUAAAAACAGACAGAUUUUGCUCUACUCAGCCACUUUUCCUCUGAGUGUACAGAAGUUCAUGAAUUCCCAUUUGCAGAAACCCUAUGAGAUUAAUCUGAUGGAGGAGCUGACCUUGAAGGGAGUUACCCAGUACUAUGCCUAUGUAACUGAGCGUCAGAAAGUACACUGCCUCAAUACGCUGUUUUCCAGGCUCCAGAUUAACCAGUCGAUCAUUUUCUGCAACUCCUCUCAACGGGUUGAAUUGCUAGCCAAAAAGAUCUCCCAGUUGGGCUAUUCCUGCUUCUAUAUCCAUGCUAAAAUGAGGCAGGAACACCGCAAUCGUGUGUUCCACGAUUUCCGAAAUGGCUUAUGCCGCAAUCUUGUUUGCACUGAUCUGUUUACCCGAGGUAUUGAUAUCCAAGCUGUGAAUGUGGUGAUAAACUUUGAUUUCCCAAAGCUGGCAGAGACGUAUCUCCAUCGUAUUGGCAGAUCAGGUCGCUUUGGUCAUCUUGGCCUGGCCAUCAACUUGAUCACCUAUGAUGAUCGAUUCAACCUGAAAAGUAUUGAGGAGCAGUUGGGAACUGAAAUUAAACCCAUACCAAGCAACAUUGACAAGAGCCUGUAUGUGGCAGAAUACCACAGUGAACCUGUAGAAGAUGAGAAACCAUAACCAUGCUUUGAUUACACAUGCCAGAAGGUGAAGCCCUUUGAUCCAGAUCUGUGACACAUCGUUUCUUUGGGGAUACCCUUCUCUUUGUGGGUUUUUCUUCGUCUUUUCAUUUUGGAACUAUGAAGACUAAAGAGCUCGGCCUUUUUUCUUUUUAAAUUUGGCAGCAAGGAAGAAAGAAGAUAAAAGGAGGAAUAUCUUUUUGUUUUUCCACUUGUUUGCACUGUGUGCUGAUUGAACAUUAGUUGCACUAACUGCUGGUUUUAAAUUCUUUUUCUUUGGGUGGGAGGGGCAGCAAGGGAAGAAGAGAAACCCUAAAAAGAGAAGAAUCUUGAUGAACACAAGCUUGUCUGCUAUUUCAAAUUCUCCAACCACCGACUGAGUGCAUUUCAACUUCUCCCUGGUUACUCAUCUGUUUUUAAGCUAAAGAGCUUGUUACUUAUUCGUGCAAAGUGCCUUAUGCUAUGAGACCAUUCAGAAUAUUCCCCUUUCCGACACAGCCCAAGGAAUCAACAGCUGUUUUUUUUCAGGUCAAAGUUCCCCUUUCUUCCCCUUCUCCUCCUCCCCAAGUACUCAAGCCCAGGGCUGGGAGGUGAAACGUAUUGGUAAUACUACUUUUUUGUUCAACUUUUUUUUUAUUUGGAGGAGUUGAUAUGCAUCUGCAGUUCACCCGCACUGUAAAUACCUGUAUUUAAAACAAAACCAACUAAAAAUCUGGGCUGAUUAGGUGCAGCAUCAUAGCUCCAGAAGGAAAGAGUAGCCUGCCAUCCUUUGCAGGAGCCAUAAGAAAAGCCCUAUGCUCUAGCAGAACACUAAAGACUGGUUUCCAUAAGUCUCCAUUAGUAGUUACAGCACUUGAUAUGUAGACUUGUUUCAGAGCCAUGGCCCUCUUUCCUCUGGUGCAGUGUGUCCCAUAGAAAAUCAGAUGUGUAUAUUGUACAAACUUUGUAAAUAUGAUUUUUUUUUUCCUGUUUGGGUUCAUAUAUAACUUUUUUUGAUGAAGGUUGCUGGGGUUAAAGGGAUUUGACUGAUUAUGGGAGCAGCUAAAGAUGAGAGGGGCUCAGUUUUCUGCAACACUAAACAAUGAGAAGUGCUCUGACCUCCGUGAAGAGCAGGCCUCUACAAGUGUCCCUUGUCAGGGUGGGUUUGCUCGAGUGCUGGCAACACUGUCCUGUACCGCUCUUACAGAAGAGAUUACUUGCGGGGCUGCGAGGCCUCAAACUCCGUAGCUCAACCUGUUUGAGAUGCUCUUCGAUUUCCCCCUUAGAAACUUCAGGAACUUUCCAAGCUCUGAAGGGGGCCAAGAUCUGUGUUCCACCAUGGCGCGAGGGAAAUCCAGCAGUGUCAGUGUUGCUGAGCAGUAUACGCGUAAGGCGUGGAUCUGGGUUUAAAAGAAACCGUAGAAAACCAAUUUACAUGCAUAAACUGACAGUUCUGGAGCUUUAUGGGAUUGAUUCACCUCCUGCAGUGUUGUGCAUUUUCUGCCCAAAACAACCUCUGUAGAGACUCGUAAGCAGGUAAGGGCAAGCCCCUGUUAAUGUCAGAAGCUGCAGAAAGCUGCUUGCCAUCUUCUCUGUUUUGGCAUGAAUUGCUGUCUGUCAUUCUGCGUUGUAUAUUGCUGGAAAAUGCUUUCUGGUCGAGUAGUGUUGCUUUAAAUUGUGCCCCUCCCAACAUGCUUGAUGUUUGGCCUGAUCUACAGGCAAGAGGAGUGAGACAAAUCAAAAACCGUAAACUUUUUAAAUUCCCUUUUAGCCUGUUCAACAACACUGUCAGGAGGCACCUGGAUGAAUGCAGUUCCUUUUGCUCAGUCAUUUAUUGUGUAUACAGAUGCUGCACUCACACCAUGCUUGCUUACCUGGAUGCAGGAAUUAAUUUUCUUAAUUUCUCCCCACUUUGACUUUUUUUUUUAAUACAAGUAAAAUUGGAACUACCAGGCAGACUUACCCACCAGUUUCCUUGAGGAUCAUAAAUAGAGACCAGGUGCCUCCUGGCAGCAGCUUUUCAAGAUGGAAAGGUUUUUUUUUUUUCCGGGGUUUUUUGUUUUGUUUUGUUUUUUGUUUUUGUUUUGUCAACAGUGACUCCGUAAUUGUAGCAAAUGCUGCACUAGAGUACAAACUCAAGAGCUUGGUCACAGACACUCUGUGAGCCACGCAGCUACAUCUGACUGGCAGGUACUAAAUGUAAACAGUUUUGGGGUGCUUUUUUGGGGUGGGGGGUGGGAGUUUGUGGGUGGUAACUUUGACCAAAAGUAAAAUCUUGCUCUUGUACUGCAGCCAGCUUAUGAUUUUCCAGUGAGACAGAAGAGGGAUCAUUUUAGUGCAACAAAGACAUGGAAAAUGUAAAUAAAAGUUUUGUAUCUUGUCAGGGCAUGCACAUAUAACAAGAACAAGAUAGCUGUGUUGAGUCAGAUGUGUGUGCUCUGCUUGGAUUUGUCGUAGGUUAGCCUGGUGCCAUGCUUUGAUGGUCCCUCUUGAAGCACAGAACUUUUCAAUUGAAAGUAUUACUUUAAACUUGGCCUCUAACUGAGGAUUGGCACUUACCUAGACUAUCGGGGGCACCAUUUUUAGGUGGCUUCCAGUAAAGAAGGAAGCAGCCUAUUUUUGGUGCUAAUAGGCUAUCUCUAACAGAUGCGAUCUUGCAAAUGGAAAGAUGCUCCGGAUGGCUAGGAUAAUCCUAGCCUUUUUUUUUUUCUUUUUUUCUCCCCCCUCUCCCCUUCCCCCCCUUACCCGUAUAAGGAGUGUGUAUAAACCUUGGCUUCCUCAGAAUCCUGGUGACCUCCUGUUCCUAGUGGUCACGUAGCAGCCAUUACAUUUAUGCACUGAUUGGAACUAGUCUCUGCCUUCAGUGAUGAGUGAAGGUCAAAUAUUUCCUCUGACAAAGAUGAUGAGAUUCUGAUGUACUCUGCAUUUUUCCCCUCAGAAGUCUAAAAGUAUCACCCGAUGAAUCUGAUGAAAUGGAACUUCACAGCUGGGUGAAACCUCUGUGAAGAGGGUGACACAAAUCUUCAGUCAAUUUAUUCUAGAUAAACUAUAGGGUGGCCUCUGGGUGCAUGCUCUGAGUGCACUACAGUUGCUUAGAGGGCUUUUACCAAAGGGAGGGGGGUGGGUUGGUCUCAAAUACGUAUUUUAAUUUCCAGAAUGAGAUGGGAGCAUCUUUCCUUUGCCCUCUGUGACAUUUUAGUGGGUAAAAACGCGGAAGCUCAAACAAAUGUUGUGUACGUGUUGGUAUCAAAUCAUCUCAUUCUGAUCCUGUGUUCUUUAUUUUUACUGUGGGAUGGGGGAGGGUGUCUGCACCAAGAAUUUAAAAAUGCUUCGCACACGUGAUUUUCAAAUGACUGGAUGCAAAUGUGAGCAGGCAGCUGUCCUGCAUCUGAUCCUGUUCUAGAGGUUACAGAACUGCCAUGCCGCACCUCCGGUGUCACCUUCAUGGUGGGUCUCGUGCUGGCGCUGGACUGGGUAAUGCUGUUGGGGCCAAGCAGCUGUAGGUUUCUGAGGGCAGAGUGAAUUUUGUUCCCAGGAACUCUAGCAGUACGACUGCCACUGUAAAGGUUGGCAAAAGUAGUCUGUGCAAGGAAUGUUCUGAUUGCUAUGAACUUCUAGUCCAUUUUCUUUUUUUGAAUCAGGAUUUCUCUUCAUAAUAAGCCAAGUCUCUGGAGCAAAGAGCAUGCAUCCAAGCUUAAAAAACAAGGCUUUGGCAAAUACCAUCCCUUAGGUUUUGCUCAAUUCACUAUUGUGUUGCUAACGUCCCCACGUGGAAGCAUUGUUAAAUUCUGCUGUAGACAAGUUAGGGAAGGGUAAGGAGGGGUGGGGGGAGGGAUGGGUUUAUUAAGAUACAGCUUUGCUGUAUUUUAACCAAUAAUUACGGGAAAGGGGUGUCAGGAGAAGAAAAUAGUCACUGUUCCCUUUAUUGAAAGAAACUGGAACUUUAUUUCAAGGAAAAAAAAAAACUGCAAUUCAAGUGAGAUGUUAUAAUCCACUGGUCCCUAGUCAAGAGGUUGGUAUUUUACUGAUAACCAGUGAACAACAUGGACUAGUCCUUCAAAACAUUCAGGGGAGGGAGGGGAAAAUUGGCUUUCUGUUAAAUCGGUAAUUGGCAAACUCUCCAGUGGAGCUGAAAUUUUGUUGAGAAUGUGUUUCUGUGGAUGUAUGUGCGUCACAACACUGACUUGUGAAGAGCUUCAUGAGUUCAGAGUGCAGAAAAGAUGAAUGGUAAAAUCCUGAUUUUGUUAAUUAAACUCAAUAAAAGCUCCCUGGAACUCCA
This is a messenger RNA of Dromaius novaehollandiae (emu), 6131 nucleotides long. RefSeq names its product probable ATP-dependent RNA helicase DDX6. The transcript has 14 exons. Lineage: Eukaryota; Metazoa; Chordata; Aves; Casuariiformes; Dromaiidae. The coding region runs from base 423 to 1874 and encodes 483 amino acids. Gene Ontology annotation, biological process: negative regulation of translation; cytoplasmic stress granule assembly; P-body assembly. Gene Ontology annotation, cellular component: P-body; cytoplasmic stress granule. The record is from RefSeq and is a predicted model, not a curated record. Gene Ontology annotation, molecular function: ATP binding; RNA helicase activity; mRNA binding.